Messenger RNA from Dipodomys ordii (Ord's kangaroo rat), 2188 nucleotides. It is a transcript of the gene Lsm1, whose product is annotated as LSM1 mRNA degradation associated. Bases 171 to 572 code for a protein of 133 amino acids. Gene Ontology annotation, biological process: deadenylation-dependent decapping of nuclear-transcribed mRNA. Gene Ontology annotation, cellular component: Lsm1-7-Pat1 complex; P-body. Gene Ontology annotation, molecular function: RNA cap binding. The record is from RefSeq and is a predicted model, not a curated record. The transcript has 4 exons. Lineage: Eukaryota; Metazoa; Chordata; Mammalia; Rodentia; Heteromyidae.
GCUUCCGGCAAGCCCCGGCGGCUGAAAGCCGGGGCUAACUUGUGGGUCGGGGUCGUGCGGUUUACGUCUUCGUCGCCUGCAGGCGACCACUGCCGUGGGGGAGGGCGGGGAAGAGCUGUCAGAGGUGCUGGCCCACGCCGCAGUUCGUUACAACUUUACCUCAGCUCAAAAUGAACUACAUGCCCGGCACCGCCAGCCUCAUCGAGGACAUAGACAAAAAACACUUGGUUCUGCUUCGAGAUGGAAGGACACUUAUAGGAUUUUUAAGAAGCAUUGAUCAGUUCGCUAACUUAGUGCUUCAUCAGACUGUGGAGCGUAUUCAUGUGGGCAAAAAAUACGGUGAUAUUCCUCGAGGGAUUUUUGUGGUCAGAGGAGAAAAUGUGGUCCUACUAGGAGAAAUAGACUUGGAAAAGGAGAGUGAUACACCUCUGCAACAAGUAUCUAUUGAAGAGAUCCUAGAAGAACAAAGGGUAGAACAGCAAACCAAAUUGGAGGCUGAGAAGCUGAAAGUUCAGGCCCUUAAAGAUCGGGGUCUCUCCAUUCCCCGAGCAGAUACUCUUGAUGAGUAUUAAGCUCUUUGCUCAGAGGUUAUUACUCUUAGUGAUCAGGGAUUAUGUCACUGACAGAAAGUAACAUCCUGAUCACCUCAUACGUUUAACCAGAGACUGUAAUUUUGAAAGAUUAUUUUUAUUGUUAAUUCUUUCACAUAUGUAAUAUGAAGAAAUCAUGGGAUUUUAUUUUACUUUGUUUAAGAAAAAUCAUUGUUUAAGGAAACAAUGAAAUGGACUUCUUUCACCACAUGUCCCUGCAGAGCUGGGACACGUAUUGCUUUUCUUUGUAUUGCUUUUCUUCUCCUAGAGUAGAGUUUAUGGGAGACAUUCUGUAUUUCUUUGUAAAUUGUAAAUAAAAUAUGAAUCUCAUUUUCCCAAAUGAGAGUUAUCUUCAGUGGUUAGACAACCCAGAAAAGGUGUGAGUAGGCCACAUGCUGGGAUUUCUCCUGCCAUCCCCAAGUAGCUGGUUACUGAGGAAGGAAUAUUUUCAUAUCACUUUUCUUGUGGGUUCUCCCUACUCUUUUCAUGUUUUGGUAUGAUAACAAAUUUUACCUUAUCUGAAGAGAGUUUUCAGUUAAGUUUUCAAGUAACUGGUUGCAACAGAAGCCUCAUGUUUGAGAAAUCACUUCAGUCCUGCCAUACCCACAGCUAUUCCAAGGAAAGUUCUUAUGAUACCCAGCAUUUUCCUGAAGUGGUGGCUUUUCUGAACCUUCUAAUUUAGUUAAGGUUCCUAGUCACUUGAGUUGGGAAUCAAGCUGCUUUUGUUCAAAUCAUUAAAAAAAAAAAAAAAGGCAAAAACACUGUUUAGCAACCUACAACCCAUAAUGGUAUGGUUGUUGAAGAGUAGUGAUUAUGUGAGUGUAUCAGAUUGUUUUUAUGUGAUUGUUUUGUGCCUGUCCUGGGGCUUGAUCUCAUCCAGAUGAGCUUCUUUUGCUCACAGUUAGCCCUCUGCCACUUGAGCCAUAGCUCUGCUUCUAGCUUUUUGGUAGUUUAUUGGAAUGAGGACAUACAAUGUAAAAACUGGUUUAUUGGCACAUUGGACAUGAGUAGGAUAGUCAUCCUCUUGAUCUUCAGAGAUUUUUAACUGUAGUCCAGAUAUUUGCUUUUUAUAAUCUCUUGAGCAAAGAUGUCUUUUUCAUAAGACAUCUAGCUUAUAUGUGUAAUAUUAAAUAUUCUUAGUUUAUGAGCUCAGGUAUUGUUAAGAACUCCCCAGGUGGCUGGAAACCAUUUGACUUUUGAAUAACUUAAAUUAUUAAGUUGUUUUUUAUAGUUGAUACUUUAUGAAGAAAUAGUACUUCUUGGGCUCAAGACAUAGCUCAGUGGUAGAACACUUGCCUAACAUGUGCCAGGCCCAGGAUUCCAUCUCAGCACCACAAGAAACAAAAAAAGUCCUUAAUUAUGUAGUGUUUUAUGUAUAAUUUUACUGUUUAAAAAUCCAGGAUUUGUUAUCCACGUAGAGCCAAAAUAUACUAUCAACACUCUUUAAAACUUGUCUACAAUAAGAUACUUUGGGCCAGCACAGUAAGCAUGUGCUUUUGUGAGCCCACUGUUUGAGAACAUGUGAUGUGUCACAUGAUAUGUGAUCUUUUCAACAUCAUCACACCAUUCACUAUAAUAACACAUGGAAAAGAGACCUA